Messenger RNA from Leishmania major strain Friedlin, 3774 nucleotides. RefSeq lists its product as hypothetical. Gene Ontology annotation, cellular component: cytoplasm; nucleus. The transcript has a single exon. Gene Ontology annotation, biological process: protein import into nucleus. Gene Ontology annotation, molecular function: small GTPase binding; nuclear import signal receptor activity. The record is from RefSeq and is a predicted model, not a curated record. Bases 1 to 3774 code for a protein of 1257 amino acids. NCBI's taxonomy places the organism in Eukaryota, Euglenozoa, Kinetoplastea, Trypanosomatida, Trypanosomatidae.
AUGCAGACCAGUAACCCCCUCUACACGGCCGACGAGCUGUGCACCAUCAUCGCGACGAUUUUGCACGGCGCCGACAACGCCGAGCGCCGCCGCAACGAGGCCGAUCUCACAACUGCGCUCCAGCAGCCCCCAAAUGUAGGUCACUUGGUGACGAUCUUGUGCGGCACCCCGGAUGGCACGCCGCCCACGGCGCCGGCCGGCGUUCGCCAGAUGGCGGCUGUGCUGCUGCGCAAGCGCAUCUUUUCUCUCUGGCGUGUGCUGACGACGGAGCAGCAACAUCAGCUGCGACACCUGCUUCUGCAGCGGCUGGGCGACGAGCCAACACGUCCGGUUCGCUUCGCCAUCGCCCACGUCGUGACUCGACUGGCAAAGGCAGACGCCAACCGUGGCGGUGACGGGUGGCCAGAGCUGCAGCACGCGAUCCGUGCUGCUGCGCACGACACGCGAGUGGAGAUGCGCGAGCUGGCGAUGGUGUUGCUCUACAGCUUCGGCGAGGUGUUCGCGGAGGAGAAUGCACUGAGCGGGCUGGCGGCUGAGUCCGUCGUGCGCGGCCUGGGCGACAGCGAGACGGUGGUGCAGGCCGCGGCGGUGAAGGCGGCUAUGGUGCUGCUGCCGACCCUGCACGAGCACCCCGCGGUGCGCAACGCGUUUCUCGCGCACCUCGUACCUACUUGCAUUGGCUUGCUGGAGAGCGGCGCGGCGACGGAAGCCAAGGUGCCGCUGUGCGUCAGCGUUCUCGACUUAUUCGAGCAGCUCUUCGAUGACCUGCCCGUGAAGAAGUACGGCGCGUUGGUCCAGGAUGUGGCGCAGGCGCUGAUGCGACUCAUGGCGAACCCGCAGCACCACCCUCGCGUCCGCGAGAACUGUGGGACAGCAUUGGGGCAGCUGGCGACGCUGAAGCCGAAAUUUGUGGCGGCGCCGGCCCUGCUGGAGCCGCUGGUGCAGGUGUGCCUCGGUCUCAUGUCGGAGGACAACACCAUCUCCAUCUCGGACCAGGGCAGCGGCGGCGUGGAUGACGAGGACUUGGACGACAGCGACGACGAUGUGGACAUGCUGCACGUCACGUCCGCCUGCAUGGUGGGCUGCCAGCUGCUGAGCGCGCUUGCGACGACGGUGCCCAGCAAGGCGUUCACGGCGGUGCUGUUGCCGUACAUUUCGAGGGUGACGGACGCACCGGCGAGCGUGGACGCCCGCACCCGAAAGGCCACGAUGAUCGCACUCGCCUGCCUUGCCGAGGGACACGCUAGCUAUCUGCGCCGCCGUGUCGGGUAUGUGCUGACGGUGACGCACGGCUUCCUGUGCGACGCGGAUCCGGCUCCUCGUGAGGCCGCCGCCUUUGCCCUUUCAUCCUUCUGCGGCCAUCUGCAGCCCGAAAUCCUGCUGCACCACGAAAAGCUACUGCCGAUGGUGGUGCCGCUGCUGGAGGACACGAGCGACCUUGUGCGCCGCCGCGUCGCCCAGGCACUGGAUACCCUGUGCGAGAAUCUGCAGGAAAACCUCGACCGCUACGUGCCGACGCUGCUGCCGGCCGUGAUGGCGGCGAUCCCGAUCAGCUCGCUGGAGACGCAGUGCCGCUUGUGCGGCGUGCUCUCGUCAAUGGGCAUGGCUCACUCGGCUGCUUUCGCGAGCCGCGGGCCAGAGCUGCUCGAGGUUUUGCGGCAGCCCUUUGGGUUGAAGACACCGGAGACGAUGGCGCUCCGGGCGCAGGCGACCGAGACAGUCGGCGUCAUCGGCUCCGCGAUGGGCCGCGCCGCCUUUGCCGAGUACUACCCUUUCUUCAUGCAGGAGGUCGUGGCGAACCUGCAGACGCGCCACGCAGCGGUGCGGGAGCAGAGCUUCGGCUUCCUGGCCAACAUGUGCGAGCUGUUUCGCGAGGACUUCGCGCCGUACCUGAAUGACUCCAUCCACUGCGCCCUAGAGACGAUCACCGAGGACCGGGCAGUGUACAAGAACAAGCAUCCGCUGGCCAGCGACGGCAGCGGUGACGCGCUUGCUGCCUUUGCUGCCUGGAAGGACAACGGCGGAGACGAUGAUGAGAGCGACGAGGACGGGGGCGACGACGCGGAGGAGAUUCACCUGCGCGUGCGCACCGCUGACGUCGAGGAAAAGUCCUCUGCCGUGUACUGCGUCGGCGUGUUCGCGGAUGUUAUGAUGGGCCAGCUUGGGGAGGCGCAGACGGCAGCGUGCUGGGAGGCGCUGACGGGGCUGGACUCGCACUAUUACCCCAACAUUCGCUCGAACGCCCUCAUCGCGCUGGCGAAGCUCGCCAAGGCGUCUGCCGGUCUCCCAGCAAAGGCGAUGCAGGCGCGCAGCCGGGCCGCCAUCGUGGCGGGGCGCACCGGUGCUGCUGACAGCAGUGGCAGCCUCGUGCAAGAUGUUCUUCCGCUGUCGGUUCGCGAUCGCAUUGAUGAGCUGCUGAACCUACUGCUUCGCACGAUAGAGGAGGAGGACGCGGAGAACGAGGUCGUCGGCGCCGCGUGCGAGGCGGUGUCGAUUGUGAUGGACUACUUUGGGACUCAGUGCACCAUCGACGGCCCGGAUGCCGUUAUGCGGGAUGUGGUACAGCUGCUGCGCGGGACGAUGCCGUGCCAGCGCCGCGGCAACGAGCUUGACGAUGACGAGUGCAGCGAGGACGACGGUGCUGACAAUAUGAGUUAUGAGCAGUACCAGCAGCUGCGACAGCAGAGGGGUGACUCUACGAGUGCGGACAGGGCACACUACCUGCAGGGCAAAGACCCGUUCUUUCGGCGCGCGGACGAGGCGGCUGAGGCGCAGGCUUCCGCGAUUAUGGCUGCAAUGGCGCAGCAUCAACAGAACGGUGACGCGGCUGCUCCACCGUCCUCGCAGCUGCCGUCCGCGGCUGCGCUGCCACCUUGGUACAGGCUUGUUGCACCAGAGAUGGUGAAGCACGGCGUCCACCUGCCCGAAGACCACGACGGGGUCAUCCUGGACGCUGCCGCGGAGAUGCUCGAGAGCGUCGCCAAGGCGUACGGCGCGCUGCUGCAGCCCUACAUGCCCUACCUGGUUCCUCUGCUCGCCAUGCACGCCGACGUGGGGACGCGGCCCCCGGAAGGGCUCGUGACCGCCGUGGGCACCCUCGCCACCGUGCUGCAGGCGUACGGCUCCGUCGACGCCAAUGGCGAUGGUGCUGCGUCGCCGGCGUCGGAGCAGCUGCUGGCGCCAUUCGUCGAAGCAGCCGCGCAGCUGAGUUUCAGCGUCAUGGCAGGCUCAGACGAGUCCACCGCGAGGGCGAACAGCGCGUAUCUCCUCCGCAUCCUUGUGGAGGGCUGCCCGAGCUUCUUCACACAGCAGCCCGCCGUCGUGCCACAGUGCUUCCAGGCCCUCUGGUCCGUAGUCGGCAACGAGGAGGACGAGAUACCGGAGGCGGUCGACAACGCGGUCAGCGCCACCUGCUCCUUCGUCCGCUGCCUUCCGCUGCCGCUGCUGCCCAUUGCCCAGGUCAUCCCUCCCCUCAUGGCGCACCUGCCCAUGAAGAUAGAUAAAGCAGAGAACCCGAAUGCGGUGCGGACACUGUGCUAUCUACUGGGCAAUGACCACGCCGCCUCGACCGCAGCGGUGUCGAGCUGGUUACCGUCCGUGGUUGGUGCCGUCGCGAACGUGCUCGCCGCGGCAACCGUGGAGGAUGCUGAUAAACAGCGCCUGGUGCAGCAGGGAGCGUCAGUCUUCGCGCAAGCUCACCCGCAGGCAUGGCGGCAGCAGCAGCAGGGCUUGUCGGACGGGCAGCGCGCGGUGCUACAGGCAUGGCAGCUGUGA